Molecule: messenger RNA, 1887 nt
Organism: Daphnia pulex (common water flea)
Lineage: Eukaryota; Metazoa; Arthropoda; Branchiopoda; Diplostraca; Daphniidae
Product: transmembrane protein 242-like
Exons: 4
Coding region: 112-765 (217 amino acids)
Source: RefSeq, a predicted model, not a curated record
UAUUUCUGUUAAUCUGGAAACGCUGUAAAAAGUCUGUUUACAAGUUUACGUUCGUCUGAACUAACAUAUGAAUUUUUCUCGGCCUUUUUGCAAUAUUCUCUAUUUCUAGUCAUGAGCAAAGAUGAAACAAAUCAGGAUCAGAUGAUCUACAGUGACAAAGCCAGUUCAGCACAAAAGGAAAAAGAUGAAAAAGCUUUCAAAUUUAAAGCCGCGGCUUUCCUUGCCGGCGUGACUGGUGUCUCGAUCCUUUUUGGAUUUGGCACUACUCUCGCCGCGGCCAAGAAGAAGGAUCCCCAUUUUUUCGAUCAAGGCCUGACUGGACGCAUCGAAAAACCAACGACGGAGCCAAUUUCCAGUGAAACGGCCACGGCAGUGAGAAGACGUGUCCCAGUAUCGAUUUCUUCUGUGGAGCCGGGUGCAUCUUUAGCUAUUCGAGCUCUUGGCUGGGGCACUCUUUAUGCAGUGACCGGAUGUUCUGUACUAUUCUACGGCAUCUGGAAACUUAUGGCUGUUAAUGAUUUGAAAGAGUUUCGACUGAAAGUUGGUACUUGGCUUCCGGCUGUCCCACGGAACAAUCCUCCUCAGGGUCGUACGGAAUUCUCUGGUCUCAACGAUUUAUUGCAGUACAUUAUCGAUGUUGACAAGGAGAAGAAAGAGGCGUCCAACAGAAAUGAUACCAAAUCUUUGUACAAGUAUAUGGGCAUUUCGGAAAGGUGCGAUGAGGAUGUACAAAAACAUUGCGGUCCAAAGACCAGGGUACCGUGAAACGAAGAACAAAGCAGAAAGAGAAGGGAUUAUCGGUCCUGAAGAGGCAUCUGAAGUAGAAGAAAAUUAAGCCCAAAGAUGAGUACAUUCAGUGGGAUGGAAGAUCUCAGCGCAGACUGCCUCUGAACCGCCGCUGGUCGAUCACCUGAGGACACACCAAACAAAACAAACGAAGCCAAGGAUUAGAUUCUCCAGCCGUUUCUAAAUUAUAUCGGUACAAUAUCAUCAAGACAUUUCGGCGUUCUAUCCGUGUUGGUCGAUGGUAACCGUAAUUCUAAUGGAAUUGAAACAGGGAAAAAAUGAGCGGCAGCCGACUGAAUAAUUCAAGAUGAUUUCGAUUAGAUGCAGGUGAAUUUUCAACUUUUAUUGCGCUGCUGACUGAAAGCGUUUCCCUUUUCUUGUGUGACGCCGACCGACAGCGUCAAGUAUACAGUAGCAGCCUUGAUUUUGCACGAAGAAGUCCUGAAGAGAACCAACUUUUCCCAUCUCGUCACUUUGACUUAACGUGGAAGUAUCCCGCCACCACAUUGACGUUCACCUUGGCCCUCGAGAAAUGGCGAUGAAAGUGAGAAUGAUUAGAAAAUGACAUGAUACGCCCUAAUGCAGGUUUCCUAUAUGGCGAUUAUGGUUUCAUCUGAUGAAAGGUAUCCACCGAAAAUGACAUAAGAUGCUUACAGAAAUACCCAAGGUCUUUGCAGAGUGAAGUAGAAAAUCGGGUCGUGUUGAGCGCAAGAUUGUCGGGCGUCUAUUUUCGUGACAUCUUUUUUUCUUCUUCUAGGGGAUGCCAUAACCACUGGCAUUGGGAGCUUCGUAUACGAUGGGCAGUUACGAGUAUUAAUACGCAAGUACGGCAUUCAAUCGAUCCAACACGGACUGGACGCCAGUCGUGGACAUUGCCGAGUUGAAGGUUCAAUGUCUCGUCUGGGGGACGUUCCGUCGACGCCAACGACAUGGAAAAAACUCGAAAAACUUUUUCAUAAACUGCAACCCAAUUUCAUCGACCAUCAAAGCUGAAGAAAGGCUGAAAUAGCGAUGAAAGGGGGGCAGUUUGGGAAUUGACAUCAACACGCCAGAUAUUCGACUGGAGAAAUGCCAAACUUGCGGCACGCAAAAAAGCAAUUG